GUAAUUGAAUAAGUUUUUACCAUAAAAAUUAAACUAAUAGACACUUGGGAGAGCCCUUUUUCUCUACGCAUUACAAGCGUUGCUUCCUUUUAUUCCUUGUAAACCAAAUCUGCAUAUUGCCAAAUAUCCCACUCUCUGUUUGUGAGAUCUAAGAUUUCCUCAAAAAGGAUCCUUUUCGGAUCAUUCGGGGGCAGAAUUUCAUUGUCAAAGCGGGGAAUCCUUAUUUUAUUUUUUUCGUUUUGGUAGGAGAAAGACAUAUGCGGUUGGAUCAGUACAAUUAUUAAUAGCAUUAUAGCGUCAUUCGCUAUGUCUUCCUCCGUCUCCAACUGAUGAAUGGAGAUACUUUCCAUCUCCGUAAGUCUACGUCAACACUCAGCACUAGAUCAUAUUGUAUAUCUAACAAAAAACACAAAGGCUCCGUUAAGGGCGUCAGGUUGAAAAACAAGGAAAUGAAAGACGAGAACAGAAUAACAGGCAUGGAGAAGAGAGAGGGAUGGUUGAGCAAUGCAUUUUUUAUGAGAUUAACGGCUAGGGAUGUGUUCGGGGUGGUGAAGUAUCAUCCUCUGCCCUGCAUCUUCGCUGCCUCGUUGUUGUUCUUCAUGGGGGUGGAAUACACUCUUCGUAUGGUGCCAUCUUCGUCACCUCCUUUUGAUCUGGGAUUUGUAGCUACGCGUACUCUUCAUCGUUUGCUUGAAUCGAAACCUGCUCUCAACACUGUUCUUGCUGGCCUUAACACGGUGUUUGUGGGGAUGCAAAUGGUGUACAUAGUAUGGGUUUUCUUAAUCGAAGGGCGGCCACGAGCGACUAUUGCGGCACUGUUCAUGUUCACAUGCAGAGGCAUUCUUGGAUAUGUUACGCAGCUGCCAUUACCAGAGGAUUUCUUGGGAUCAGGUGCUGAUUUUCCUGUAGGAAAUGUGUCGUUCUUCUUGUUCUAUUCUGGGCAUGUUGCAGCAUCUAUGAUUGCAUCCCUGGAUAUGAAGCGCGUGCAAAGAUGGAAAUUGUUUUAUUUAUUUGAUACCUUGAAUGUAUUGCAAGCGAUCAGGUUGCUGAGUACCAGGGGUCACUACACUAUUGACUUGGCUGUUGGAGUUGGUGCUGGAAUUUUGUUUGAUUCUCUGGCUGGAAAGUACGAGGAGAACAGGAAAAAGGAAUUGCUUACAGAUGGUCUUGAUGGUGGUGCGUUUCAUAACUCGAAAAUGCAUGAAAAUGGUGAAUAUAUAAGUGUUUCUUCGGAUUAGAAUGGCCAUUGUUUCCAUUCUUUUCAACUGUAAAGAAUGCUUUGGUAUGGCAUUAGUAAUGAAUUCCAGUUUCACAA
Molecule: messenger RNA, 1315 nt
Organism: Capsicum annuum
Lineage: Eukaryota; Viridiplantae; Streptophyta; Magnoliopsida; Solanales; Solanaceae
Product: phosphatidylcholine:diacylglycerol cholinephosphotransferase 1
Exons: 3
Coding region: 330-1238 (302 amino acids)
Molecular function (GO): diacylglycerol cholinephosphotransferase activity
Source: RefSeq, a predicted model, not a curated record